AACAAAAGAUCUCUCGAAAUAGUUGCGACGAUCCCGGAUGUCGCGAUCAUCUUCGGUAGAUGUAGUCAACACCAUUUCUAUUGUUUCGGGGUCAUCAGCAGUUAAGGAUAUCAAUGAAGUGACGGACAUGCCUUCUGCCGUAUCCCUUACAACAACACCACAGGUAGCUACAAGUCCUCCUCACAGCAGGAUCACAGAAAACAGCGACUCUGCUCCAGAUACUCCUGACAGUUCAACGACAUGUUCUUGGUGUAGACGAACUGGAGGAUCAUGGGAGCCUGGAAGUUCAUUAUCCUGCACUGCAGGAAUCACUAGUAAUGCUGGAAAAUUUUGCAGUGAGGCUUGUUUCGCUGCAGGUAGACGUGCAGCUUUUAAACGAGCUAGGACAUGUGAUUGGUGCCGUCAUCUACGACAUUCCGUCAGUUAUGUAGAUUUUCAGGAUGGUGAGAAUCAACUCCAGUUCUGUAGUGAUAAAUGUUUGAACCAAUAUAAGAUGAAUAUAUUCUGCCGAGAAACUCAGGCAUAUUUAGCACUACAUGGUCUAACAAGUAUUUCUUCAACUAGUAAUCAAAGUAUCGGUGAUGGAUUAAUUACUCCUGAGCUAUGGUUACGAGACUGCCAAUCACCCCAAUCAAGUUCAUUAGACGAUGAAGCUCUAGUUGUCGAUGAUGAGCCAAUGAAUUGGUCAAGUGAUUGUGGUCUCGAUAAUGAGGAAAGAGACCGUUUAGCUUCUGGAAAUAAUUCUUCAGUUCAGAACAGUCCAGCCCAAACACCAAAUAAUAAGCAAAUAAAAAGCGAAGAAAAAGACAGUGAAGAUUCAUCAAUGCAAGAUUUUCAAGAAGAAACCAUUAAACUAGCCAUCAAGGAGUCACUCAAAGACGAAGAAUAUAGAAGAUGCAAAGCGCGUAAAGAAGAAAUGGAUUCUUUCAAGUCAUUUUCAGUUUGUGUAGAGUCUAGAAUUCCACCAAGUAAUUUACCAACAAACAACACAACUGUAAAGACUUGCAGAAGAUCCAAAAGUUCUCCAGAAAGUUUAAAGGCUUCUCCUCUACAUUCAGAUAGUUCACGAAAGGGCACUAUAUUUAUUAAAGAUGUGAGAAAGUUGUUGAGAAGAGAUCCAGAAAAAGGACGUAAUUCAAUACAUCGUACAGAAUGUCGGAUUCCAUCUAAUAACACUAUUACUACGCAUAAUAGUUCAGCUGCUACCAACAAAUUACCAGUAUCAUUUCAUCUACCACAAAUUCAUUCUUCCCAAUCACUUCCUAGAGAAUUUUUUCCUACCUUCCAUCAAUCAUUUACACCACCUCAUCAAGUACCAUUGAGAUUUAAUCUAAACUCUAAUAACACCUCGAUACCAUCAAUUUCUUCACCUAACAUAGGAAUGAGGCCUAAAAUUCCGGUCAAUUCAUUUCAUACAAAAACGUCUCCAACGAAUCCUCAGUUUAGUCUAUUACCUCCUGUCACAGUUUUAGUUCCUUAUCCAAUUCCCAUACCAAUUCCUCUCCCAAUACCAAUACCUCAGUCUGUGUUUGAAAAAUUUUUCAACUCCAAAAAUUCUUCAAAACAAUCUACUGAAAAGGAAAAUGAUACUUCGUCAAAUCUAGACAAUCCAACUUUUCCUCAAGAUCUUUCUCAACGUAGUAAAUUAAAAAAUGCUCAAUCAUCAAACUGUUUUACUGAGCAAAAUCUCUCUAUAAAGGCUGAUAAGUUAUCUACUUUAUCUGACUCAUCAACUUCUUCAUCCACUUCUGCACCUUCAACUUUGAGCACCAAACAAUCACCUUUUAGUUCUUUUAUUACUGAUAGUCCUAGGGCAGCAUCAGCUUUACCAGUACUUCCAAUUACAUUAUCCAAUGAUAUCCAUGAACAAAGGUCUUCGAGAAAAAGGAAACACUUGCAGUCUGAAAGUUUGGGUGAACUUGAUUUAAGACUUAAACGUAAAAACAAAUUUGUACCAGUAUAGAUGUUUUUGUGAAACAUGUUAUAAAGUAUUAAUGUUUUUAUCUGUAAUUUCAACUUGUUUCGCUAAAUAGAUAUUUUUUUCAUAAAUCAAAAAAUAUAUUAAAUACUUAAUUAAUUAAUAAUACAAAUAAGAAAACUAUUACGACACUGUUAUGUAUAAGUAAUAAAAGGUGAUUUUAAUAGUCCGAAAUUAUCGAAUAAAAUUUCAGAGUUAAAAUAUGAUUUUUACAUUAUGACUUCAUUAAUAUUGUCUUUUGAUUCACUUGAUAAUUAACAUAUAAAAAAUAACCCGAUUAAUUAAUUUUU
This is a messenger RNA of Chelonus insularis, 2268 nucleotides long. RefSeq names its product Sine oculis-binding protein (gene Sobp). The record is from RefSeq and is a predicted model, not a curated record. The transcript has 3 exons. Gene Ontology annotation, biological process: animal organ development. Lineage: Eukaryota; Metazoa; Arthropoda; Insecta; Hymenoptera; Braconidae. The coding region runs from base 38 to 1963 and encodes 641 amino acids. Gene Ontology annotation, cellular component: nucleus.